This is a messenger RNA of Perca fluviatilis (European perch), 2821 nucleotides long. RefSeq names its product centrosomal protein 85 (gene cep85). The coding region runs from base 213 to 2603 and encodes 796 amino acids. The record is from RefSeq and is a predicted model, not a curated record. Gene Ontology annotation, cellular component: centrosome. The transcript is spliced from 14 exons. NCBI's taxonomy places the organism in Eukaryota, Metazoa, Chordata, Actinopteri, Perciformes, Percidae.
AACGGGCGGCGCUGUGAUGUUAAACAAGCUGCCAUUGUGACUUUGAUGGGUCGUCUGCCAUCAGAGGGAACCGUUCAGUUGCCUAGCGGAACUGGAACAACAGCAGCAGCAGCGGAUGGUACAGAUUCGUCUUCGGUUGCCAGCCUCAAACCGAGAUUUGUUACUGCGUUCUGUGUUCAUGUGAAACAAAAGGUGACAUUGUCUUGUAUGGAAUGACAACUUCACACAGAUAUAUUGAAUCCAAACUAGUGGCUCGGUUUGCUGACAUGGAGUGGCAGACACCAGCUGUGUCAGAGAAGUUCCAAAGCCGGUUUGGCUGCCGACCUGGAACAUCGGACAGCGGGGACACUGGUCUUGGCACCUCGGCAUCUGACAGCACAGAAGAUUUCUGCAGUUCCAGCAGCAGCCCCCCUUUCCAGCCCAUCCGCAGUCAGAUCCCCAUACCCACUGCACAUGUCAUGCCAUCCACGGCCGGAGCCCCGGCCUCUAAGCCCCAGUCAUGUGUCCAGGAGGACUCCCUGUCCUCUGUUGAGGGUCACAGGUCUUCCUCUGGCUCUAGAACCACAAGUGGCUCCACAUCGAAGUCUUCCUCCCUCUCCAAAUCGGCGUCUUCGCCCAACCUGGAUGCUCAGGCUGGUGUGGGAGGCGAUCACGUGGGGCCAAAGCCAGACUGCCUGAGCCGCUACCGCAGUCUUGUCAAUGGGCUGGACCACUCGCUUUUCCCCUCGGAUCUCACACGGAUGGAUGAGGGCCAGAGGUUUGACACUCCUGCUGUGGAGCCUACGCUAAAUCAGUCAGCCCUGUUGGGGGGGUUAUGUCCUGAUGUCAGACUCCGAUUACAAAUGACUGGGAUUAGAGACACCCCAGACUGUGUGUCUGAGGCCUACAGAGGAAGCAUGGAGCACAGCUUUAAGGUUCUGCCUGAAGCUAGGCCUGGGUUUCCUGGCACGGCAGAAACCUCUAAUCAGAGGGGCAGUCAGCCUGGUGCGGCCGCAUCCUCUGGAGUCUAUGCAAACCCUCUCAGCCUGCAGACACAAGCUCUGCUGAGGGAGCAUGCAGGCUCCAAGGGUUAUGAGCCAUUGCGGCAGGACAGAUGUGGUGAACUGUCCAGUUGGCAGCAACAGCAACAUAAGCAGCAACUGGAGAGUUUACGCCUGCAACUGGAACAAAUGCAGUUGAUGAGUGCAGGAGUGGGUCAGUACCCAUCUCUAUACUCGACACCCGUUCACUCAGACUCUGGCAAAUGGGACACUCUGGUCAAAGCCAGUGAGAGUCUGCUAAAAGAGAAGGAGCUCAUUAUAGAGAGACAAAAGCAGCAUAUGACCCAGUUGGAGCAGCGUCUGAGAGAAAGCGAGCUGCAAGUCCAUGGAGCCCUCCUGGGUCGAGGAGCUUCUUAUGGGGACAUGUGUAUGCUGAGGCUACAGGAGGCUCAGAGGGAGAAUGCGUUCCUGAGGGCGCAGUUUACUGAGCGCACCGACUGUGUUGUCAUGGAGAAAGCGGAGGCAGAGCGCAGACUGGGGGCAGUCGAGGCUGAGACACGCCGACUAACUGACAGCCUGAAGGACACCUGUGAGAGACACGCCGAGGAGAUGAAGAAACAGGAAGAGAGGAUCCGCAGUCGAGACAAGCACAUCAACAACCUGAAGAAGAAGUGUCAGAAGGAGACGGAGCUAAAGAGAGAGAACCAGCAGCGCAUUGAGACUCUGGAGCGCUAUCUAGCUGACCUGCCCACCCUGGAGGACUACCAGAGCCAGAACAAGCAGCUAGUAGAGGCUGAACAGCAGGCGGCUCAGCUACAAGAGAAGGUACGAGAAGCGGAGGUCCGUCUAGAGACGACAUGCUCACAACUACGGGAAAAAGACGCACAGCUGGAAGAUCAGAAACGCAGGGAGAGAGAGUUGCUGACCACCAUUACUGAUAUGCAGCAGCGGGUACAGCAGGGGCUUGAGGAUGGAGCAAGGCUGCCUUCCCUGGAUAUGGAGAAGCUCCGAAUAGAGAACAAUGCCUUGAGAGAGGAACAGCAGAGACACAAAAAGGUCAUUGAGAAGCAGCACCGAAUGAUGGAACAGCUUGGCUCCCAGAUCCAGGCUUUGGAGGAGCAGAUAUCUCAGGAAGAGAGCAGCUCUCAGGCUCUCAGAGAAGAUGUGUUGGCCAAAGAGCAGAACGUGUUAGAGCUCCACACAGCCUUGAAGGAGCUGUCGGCCCAGAACCAGGAGCUGAUGGAGCAGAAUCUGACCCUGCAGGAGCGAAUGAGUGAUCCAGAGCAGAGGGGCACUACCCAGGCCUCCUCUACCCUCCAGCCAGCUGGGGCUCGUCUCACACAGAGCCUCCAUGUAGAGAUCGCCUCCUGCCUCCGUGACCUGCGCUCCCUGUGCAGCAUUCUGACCCAGAGAGCUCAGGGCCAGGACCCCAACCUCUCCCUGCUGCUUGGCCUCACAUCUCCCCCACCAGUGGCAGAGCCGGAUGAGGACUGGAUGAGUCCAGAGGUGCUGCAGAAGAAGCUGGUUGAAGUGCAACAGCUCCGUCGGGAUGUUGAGGAACUACGCAACGUAAUACUGGACCGGUACGCGCAGGACAUGGGAGAAAACUGCAUCACCCAGUAACCCUGCCAACCAGGUGAUGGAGGAACCUUGUGAAAGCCCCACUUCACCUCUGCAGCAUCUAAAAUGGGCUUGUCUUUCAUGACUAGUUACUGAAUGUCAGAAAGAGGACUGGCAAUUUUUCUUAAAACGAGGACAGAGGAAAGCCCAAAUGGUUUAGCUUCUACUUCUCUCGACUGACUGUACGUUGAUUCUCGAGCCUGCCUGUAGCUCAGAGCCCC